AUGAAUUUAAGCUAUCUUCUUUUCAUCUUUAUUCACUCGUUUUCUGCGGACAAUCCAGCCGAAGCGCAAAGAAUUCAAGUGAAUCUACUUUCAAGCGGCGUGGACGAAUUUGAAGUCUUGAGCGAUGAUGGGAAAGGCCUCUGUGCGGAGUCAAAGACAGUAGAGGAAUUUUGUGUCAAACGUGGUGCGAUCAGCGUUCAAAAUACCAUAUCAUGUUUGGAUUUUAAAGAGAAAGUUCAUUGCCGUUGUAUUUCUUCAAAACCAACAUUUCUACGGCAGAAGGGAAAAUGCGUGAACAACAGGAAUGUCACGCGGCAUUUUCACAGAGGGUCGAAGUCAGGUAGGCAGUAUUACGAACCUCUUCUGCACGAAUUUUCCAUUACUUGGCCAAUGCAGCCUUAAUUAAGUUUUAAUUUAGUAGCAUUACAUCUUUUCUCUACGAUUCUAGAGGAUUCUUCGCCAUACCUACAUACAUGAAUACAAUAUAGACGCAGCGAAACCACAAAUCUAUCUCUUAUUCGAUGACGCCAUUUCCGGCCAAUGUGUAACAAUGUCACGACUAUAUUUACCUGCUUAAAGCGAGUUUACCUUAUCACAGAAUAGGACAUAGUUUAUAUCCUGCCUUAAAAAAUAUAAUUUUAAUGUUAUCCACGAAAUUUUAAACCAAAUGUAUCUGAAACAACAACCGAAAAAGAAGGUUAAAUCUCGGCGGUUUCGAAGCUUCCAGGAAUGAAAGGAAAACAGUGAACGACCUUAAAGUUCAGAUCCUUGAUGUCGCGUUAAUCGGCGGCCUUCUUUCAUCGUCCCCUCUGCCUAAGGAAUUCCCGAAAUGAGUUACCAUUAUCAUUAUUAUUUAUUUAUUUAUUUUGUGCAUCUUGCUGCUGGCUCGAUGAAAAGCAAUGAAACAUAGUUUUCUAACCAAUAUUUUAUCUUCAUGUUUAUUUAUUUCAUCAUCAACGAAAGACAUGUUGUGUUUCAAUACAGCGUUGGUUAAGUCCCAUGAUAAUAGGAUUCUUUUGUCGGUGAUUCGUUCUUCUCUGCAAACAACUUUAAGACGAAAGCGGAAGUCCUCCAAACCCCGUGUGGUGUCCAUAAAUUGCUUUGUUUAGUCUGGGGUUUUAACGAGAGGUUUGGGUCGGGUUACUCGACCCAGAUCUCUCUCGUCUUUUUCACCUCUCCACAAAUAUCGCGCUUCGUUUCACUGAGUGAAUGCCUGGAACACGGGCUAUUCAGGGGGAGAUGAGAUGACACAUGUUUCAUUUCCCUUUGUAGUUUGCAAGUUUCAUCUGGGCGUUGAAAAUGGUCAUCAUCCUCCCAACUGCCACGAGUCGUUCAUCUCAACGUUAUCUACCAACAUCUCUAACGCCGGAAGCUAUUCAUUAUGUACAAAGGAACCCACUCAAGAGCUCUCCAGCUGUAAAGUUCACCCCAGGAUCCUGUCGUACAGUAAGGCCGGACGAUGGAGGGAACUGUGGAGAUUGAAUCCAAGAGGAGAUUUAGCAAGUAUUGAGGACAAUACGUUAUCUUUGGAAAACAUUUUUGAUAUGGUAGGUAAUUAAUUUAGAACCCAGAUAUCGUUGAGAUCAGAACGGGUAACAUUGGCAUUGAGUGUGCUAUCCCUGUUGCCUACAAAAGGUCACACAUUUGCAGCAGUUAUUUUCAAGCAGGUUAAAAACGAACAAUUUAAGGUGCUCUGUCGGACAGAAAACCCUUCCUAUCACAAGUACUCCCCCAAUAAUUAAUACAGUAAAAACCAAGAUAAGAAAGAACCAUCGUGAGUAGGUGCAUAAAUUAACAUCGACUUGUCUGCAGUACGAUUGAUUAGUCAAUAGCGAUACGAUUGAUAUCGCUAAAUUUGGUUGAAGACCAAAAAAGAAUACCAAUGUCUCUUUUUACUAAUUUAGCAAAAAUUAAUGUAACCCACAUUGCAUCCUAUUAUUGAUUUGGUUCUUUUUCAUUUAUUUUCACAGCUGAUCUCUAAUGUCUCAAGAUACAGCGGGCUCAUUCUGUCAUUUCAAGCCACUUGCCUUGCCACGUCGAGCGUGGAUGUUAGAUUGAGAGGGUUUCCUCCUCCUGAACAAGUCAGCUCCUGCGUACUCUUCAAAGUCGGCGGUUCGCGCAUAUGUAAGUACAGAUUUAAUGACAGAGCGAUGUAAAUAAUGAAGUGUUGUGUGUGUAAUUGUUUAUUCACACUCUUCAUUGAGAACAACCCUCCAUGGCUGAACCAACGAUAGCUUUGUUAACUAUCAAACUGAAACAUUCAAAUUUGCUGUCGGGGCUUUCCCUCAGGAAAACGCAAAACGUUCUAAGUUGAGUGCUCUAAAUGCUUUAUAUUUUUUCCCGAUAGGGUCGCUGCAACCACAUCAAACAAACUUAACUCCGUCGAAAGAAAUCACGAGAAACUUAACUAUUACGAUAAUUCAAUUAGCAACAACACAGCAAAGUUAUGUAAGUCAGUCUUCAGUUACAGACCUCGUCACGGCGGAAGCUGAGAUGAACUCGGUCAAUGAUUCACCGAAUCUGCGGUAUAUGAUCUUGUUAUGCGCUGGGGUCACCAGCCUUCUCGUAGUUCUUCUGUGUCUGACUGGAUUUGUACUCUACGGCAGAUCGAAUCACCGGUAAGUUAACUCACUCCUAAAUGCUAUUAGUGCAUUUCUGUUAGAACGUCAUUUAUAAUCCAAUGACCUCCGCUAGCUUCGAGGCUAUCACGCAAUUAGGUCGCUUGCUCCAUUGGCAACAAAGCCCCCUCCCCUCCCCCAUAGUUGAACUUGUGAAAGCUUCGUUGAUUAUCAAAAUAGAAAACAAAUUUGAUAUCGACUUUCAGAUUUAGGGAGGACAAUUUUUAGAGCAACUGCGUUGUUGUUGGUGGGUUUACUGCAGAAAUUAAAUUUAUUUAAAUUUUUGUUUUGACUGUUAAACACGAGCGUUAAUUGUUAUAGGUAUCUGUUCAGUUUUCCUCAGGGUCUCCUCCCUCAUUUUUGUUCCAUUUUUAUUUCGGUUUCAGAAGGAAAUGGCAUAGAUCAAGAAAAAGCGUAGGUAUGUAUAAAACGUAUUUUGAAUUUUAAGUUCUUAACAUUGUUACUCAUUAGACAAUUUAAAGUGGACCUAAAAGAUAAUUAUUCGUAUGAGUAAUUUUAAGGCCAAAAAAUUAAGAGCUUUGCGUUACAACCGGUUGGGAAAAAAUUGAUCACGAUGCGAUCCAACAUAAGUAUUAAGACUUUUAUUUUGUCUUUUGAUGAUCACAUAAUUGUUACCUUGCCACAAUCAAAACAAAUCAAAGAUAAAGUGAAUCAGUAUAUUGUUUAAAGUAAAAUCACUCACUGAUUUCAAAAUGUGUUUUAAGGCUCUAAAGUCUCUCACGUCAACGCUGUCUAUAGCCAAGUCAUUGUAAUCUAUCUUUAUGUCCUUUGCAGCAAAUCCCACGUAUGAACGGGGUCACGAUAGGGGCCUCGUUUUGGUGCAAGUGUCAACCCUUAGCCCCUCAAGACCCCCCUCAGUCACUGUUGUGUCUCCUUAUGCAACUGUCUAUCAACCUGGCUACAACUUAUACGAAAGUUUGCGUAGCGUCAAGAAUAAUCCAGGGCCAAGACGGUAUUCCUACUCCAUAUACCAGAAUUUAGUCAGUGCUCGAGAUGCAACUUCGCAUCAAGAAGACUUUAUGAUGACAAGAAGAAUAUCAUUCCCGUCAUCAAAUGACAGUAAGUCUUCUGCAGCGCCUUCAAAUGCGCCAUGUGAUUAUGCAACCGUGCGGGAAAAGAUACAGAAAGAGCCUGAGGAGAAAUGUUCUCGCGACGAGACAAAAACAGCGGAUUUGACAGUUACGUGUCCAUCACUUCCGUCUCCGUCGCUACAGAGGAAAGAAAUGGCCAAUGCGACCGAGAUAACUGCAUGUUCUUCAUCAAUGUUGUCGUUAUCGUCGUUACAAUUUUAUGACGGGGAGGACCAAAAAGUUCACGGUACAGAUUCACUUCAUAAAGGUGACUCUUAUGUUGAAGAUCAAGGAGGUGAACUCGAUAUCAUUGAAAAAAAUGAAAACAUGCUCCUCGAGUCUGAUACUCCUCAUGAAGACAUACAUGACGACUCGUCUGAAGGCAGACUCAGCGGUUUAGAGUUUGUCGUGGACUCUGACUGUGGCGACAGCGACAGCGCAUUCGGAGAAGCCAUCGAUGAAACAGAGAAUCAAUCACCUUUUUACUACGUGCUGGAAGAAUCCGAAAAGACGCAGGAGAAAAAACUAUAUCCAUCUGUUUCUCUCGUUUAAAGAUGGCUUCUUGACGAUUAUUUGACUUUAAAAACAAUGGUGUUUUUCUGGUAAUGCGAAACACUUUAGAGCUUUGCUGGUCAGAAUUUUUUCGCGGUAUAUUUUAAUUUAUUUCUUUAGAUAUGUCAGGCUUUUUAGGAGAAUACAGUCAAUUUGUGCUUUGUAUAGUAUCUCGCUCUAACAAUUUUUGAAUAUUCAUUGGUUUCAGUUGAUACAAGAAACUGGUUAAUUGAGUACAGUGAGGUGCAACCAAACGUGUCUUGUAACUAGUCACCACCUUGGGAUGGAGAGGGAGAAGCCUUAGGUAUUCAUACCCUCCUUACCACUACCCCCACAUAGACGGUUUCACAAAUUGAAAAAGACCUAUGAGAACGCUUGUUGAUCGAAUGUAGCCGAGAAAAAACUGGUGCCGUGUUGUAUAUUAUUUUUAGGAGUCAUGUGUAACGAUCAUUCUGACAAUAGAAGGUUCUACAAAUAAAUCUUCAGCAAAA
Messenger RNA from Pocillopora meandrina, 4752 nucleotides. The record is from the annotation of a GenBank genome assembly. Lineage: Eukaryota; Metazoa; Cnidaria; Anthozoa; Scleractinia; Pocilloporidae.